This is a messenger RNA of Camelina sativa (false flax), 1367 nucleotides long. NCBI's taxonomy places the organism in Eukaryota, Viridiplantae, Streptophyta, Magnoliopsida, Brassicales, Brassicaceae. The record is from RefSeq and is a predicted model, not a curated record.
UGCCUUUACCACAAAAUCAAAUGACAAAUGUACAUGAGACUCGAGACUACAACUUGUAUAUACAUGAAUAAAGGACUAGUACUGUAUUAAUUUAUUUACAUCUGAUGCGCGACUCCCCCUGUUAUAACCACAUUUUCAAUUUUAGACACCUUCAAUUUAUUUAAUACUACUACUUAAUAAAAUGAGCUGAUUCGUAGAAAUAAAUUCCUCAACCAAUACCAAAGAGAACCAAAACACAACAUCAACUCAAAACUCCUUUUUCUUUCUUUUCUUUGUUGUAUUCUCCUCUCACAAACAUUUUUAUUCUUCUGUAAUGACAGGUUGCUUUAGCUUGUCCGAAGCAAUAGAACGAACUUACAAGUCCGGUUUCAAAAGAUCCGGUCUACGACCCGUAACCAUCGAUUUGAAAGACGGAACCAUAGUCAACUUCUGGGUAUCCAAAACCCGACCCGACUCCAAACCAAAACCCAACCUCCUCCUCAUCCACGGCCUCGGAGCUACUGCCAUCUGGCAAUGGUACGACGUAGCUCGACGUCUCUCCCGUCAUUUCAACCUCUACAUCCCAGACCUCGUCUUCUUCGGCGGAUCCUCAACAACCCGACCCGAAAGAUCCGACAUUUUUCAGGCCCAAACGCUCAUGCGGGCCUUAGAAGCCCUAUCCGUCAAAAAGUUCAGCCUCGUCGGUCUUAGCUACGGCGGGUUUGUCGGCUAUCGGAUGGCGUCUAUGUUCGGAGACGCCGUGGAGAGGGUUGUGAUAUGCUGCGCCGCCGUUUGCGUUGAGGAGAAAGACAUGAAAGCCGGCGUUUUCAAGGUGUCGGAUCUUGACGAAGCUUCGAAGAUUCUUGUUCCAGAGUCAGUGAAAAAGCUAAGGGAACUUAUGGGUUACAUCUUUUACAAACCAGCGUUGGCGAGACUGGUUCCUACUUGUCUCCUCCAUGACUUCAUCGAACACGCAUUGACCAAAGAUAAUAUGGAAGAGAAGAGGGAGAUGAUCAAAGCCAUACCAAAAGACAGAAUAAUCUCAGAGAUUCCAAAGCUCACACAGCCAACAUUGAUCAUAUGGGGAGAGCAUGAUCAAGUGUUCCCAUUGGAUAUGGGGAAGAGACUUGAGAAACAUAUAGGAGAUAACGGAAGACUCGUAAUCAUCAAAAGAACUGGUCAUAUCUUUAACUUCGAAAGACCCAAAACGUUUGUCAAAAUUCUCAAAUCUUUUCUCAUCGAGACUAAACAACAGAUUCCUGUCUCUAAUACAAGUGUUUGACUCCUUAAGUAAUCCAUCUCUGGUUUUGUUUUAUCUUUCUCAAUGUCCUUUAAUUAACAAAUGUAUCAUUUCCACAUAUUACCCCUUUAUUAAUUAUUCGUAACAA